Molecule: messenger RNA, 5776 nt
Organism: Haliotis rufescens (red abalone)
Lineage: Eukaryota; Metazoa; Mollusca; Gastropoda; Lepetellida; Haliotidae
Exons: 7
Coding region: 139-2028 (629 amino acids)
Biological process (GO): regulation of apoptotic process
Source: RefSeq, a predicted model, not a curated record
UACACCUCUAGGUAUGGACAUUGCAGGUACGGUCGCUGAACGCUACAGACAGGGAAACAUCUCGGGGAGUUGGUCUUAGUGGUGUUAGAUUCGGAGCCAAAUUCAGGAUUUUCUUGGACUUGUUUGGAUAUCUCUGCCAUGAUGCAACGAAGGAGGCUGACGAUGAUGAAUGAAGAUGCGGCACGGGAUCGAAGUCAAACUGUGGCCACGUCCCAAAACAAGCAUUACACCAUGGUCAUCAACUACAAGAAGGAAAAAAGACACAGAAUGUCAGAUCACAGUCAUCACCACACGAAACCCACGAGUGAGGAGGUCUAUCAAGAUGCCAAGAGAAUCUUGGAAGAAUACCUGAAACGCAAGCUGAAGGACACGGAACCACGUCCCUCAAAGUAUGGGAGGAGUGAGAGCUACAAGGCCGCUUCAAGGGCUGCUGAAGGUGAGGAUGAACGCCAGGAGGACUUGCAUGGUUCUCAGAAUGGUAUUGGACGUUCCAAAACCAUGCCUUCCAGUUUUAAAGUGGAAAAGGAUGGCCACAUAAAAAACAAAAGUAUAAAAGGAACUAAAAAAGUCAGUCUUGGGUAUUCUUCGCCUGACACUGAUUUGGAUGAACCACAUGACGACAGUUCACCACGACGACAAAAGAAAAGUUUUUUCAAACGGGCCACGGAAAGGCUGAUGCAUGCUUUCCAUCGAGACAAUAGAUCUGGAGAAGAUGAUGUGUAUGUUUAUGAGUCAAAGACAAACAAAAGGAAGAAGAUUAAACGAAAGAGUAAAAAUAAGGAUUUACGCGAUUCACCUGAUAUGAACACUAGACAUGAGAAAGACACUCACGUACAUAUUGACACGUACAUAUCGACUACCGGUAAUUGGCGUGCUAAAGGUGACACUUUGGAUAUUCCAGACGAUAAGUCGUCACAUCAUGACAGUCACUCAUCCUCUUCUAGAAGAAAUUCGGCAGGGAAAAGAUUCUUUGAUUCCAUAAGAAAGUCUUUCAGGAAGGUCAAAAAGGGUGAUAUACCAGAAUCAAAAUCUGCUGAGCCAGUUGAUACAAGUGAACGAGAACGAUCCUACUCACGGAGCAUUUCAACCCCGGACAGGAACCUAGCAGAGGAGGGAGGUCAAGGAGGUCAUAGGUCAAGAAGCAGUUCCAAAACACCAGAACCCAAAGAAAAGAAAGCUAAUGGCAGCAAGCAUGGAGACUCUGCAGGUCAGCGAAAAACGAAAUCAAGGACUGAUAUUUUGGUAUCGCAGAGUACAGAUCACUCGGCACCAAGAACAAUCCAAGUUCACGGUGCCCAUAUUGACAAAGGUUUAUUUCCAAAUAUGGUGCCUCAGAGAGGUGUAAUUGAAUCCAGUGUUGACAUAGAUAGGAAGUGUGUGACAAUCGCCGAUGACGGAUUAUGGGAGUGUAAUGUGACUACGCACUCCCAUCAAAGGACAAGGUUCCUGCCACAGACUUCUAUUGAAAUAGAUGGCAGUACAGACCUCCACGAUGAAAUGGAUGAGGUUGAUUCUCCGACCGACUCACCGGCUGACAAGGACGAGGCUAUUGACAAGAUCGUGAAGAAGCUGAUAGAGAUCGGUGACAACUUGUCAUCGGAGUCCGAGUCUCAUCGGUCACAAGAAGCAGAGGGCGCUGUAGGGGGCGCUCCAGGCAGAGGAGAUGGGAAGUUGUCAUCCUUGGAGCAGCAGAUCCUGGAGUGCCUGAGAGAAGGAGGAGACCGGAUGUCCCACAAUAUUGACGAGCACGCUACUGAAUUCAUUGACGGGGCAGUCAGGCAGACAGUGUACCAGAAGUUCUGCUCAACACUCCGGCAGUCUGUGGGCGAUGAAGUCAACUGGAACCAGAUGGCGCUGGUGUUCCAUGCCACAAAGAGCGCGCUGAAGGUAGCAGGGGUCGGGAGCAAGAAGGCCAACGAGCUGAAGGACCUGACUCUGAAGUAUGUGACGGAGAGGUGUGCAUCCUGGAUAGUGGACCAGGGAGGAUGGGAAAGUAUUGUCAGUGACAGUGAUUCAGAGCUUGAUUGAGAAAGGACCAGUUUCCAUAGCAACACAAGAGAUCUCAGGCUCCGGGAGCCACUGCAACUUUGAACGACAGUCAACAUUCUCAAUGGCAUCAGUCUUUCCAACAAACUUUUCAGGUGCCUAUAUGGUCAGUAACAUGAAUGUCUGUAUUCCCAAUCUCAUUAAGAUCAGACAUAUUUCCUUUGAUAAGAUACCUCUGUGCAUCAAGAUCUGACAACCUGCUGAUGGAAGUCGUGUCAGGGGAACUCGGAACAACCUUUGACCUCCCAAUCUAAAUGAAGGAUGAGUGGUUUCUUGAACCAACAACUUUCUGACAUAAUUUUACUGUAGUGCUUUGACUCCUCAAUUCAGAAAUUUUAAUUAAAGACAAGAUAACCCACACAGAACACAAAUAUUCUUUCGAUGGGCCUCCUAUUUGGGUGUCCAGUAGAUGCAGUGCUCACAAAUGACAGGAGGUGUAACAUACCCACAGGAAUAUAAUGGCGCAGCCUUUACUAUUUUAAUUCCGAAUUGGCCAUUUAUGUUUAUUUUCAAGACACUGAAAUCACAUAUUCUAUUCUGAAUGAUUCACUCGCUUGUGCUGAGAAUUUAGAAGCUUCAGUGCUGUUUGGCUGUUAGGAGAAUUUACAUGCUGCAGCCUCCUAUUGGGGAUGUGAAGAUCAGAUUUUAAUGAGAUUGCUAUAUUCCCUCGUCUACUUCUUGGUGUAGGGUGUUGGGAAGUCAGUGUAAAUGUCUCCAAACACCACCAUCUUGCAAUUUGAUCAGCUCCUGCAGAACAUCAGAUGUAGAGUUUCACCUUGAUUCCUGAAUGUUGUCUGUGCACCACAAUGAUGAAUUGGCUUUCCCCUGCUGAACCGAGAACAUUCAUCACCAAAACGUUUGUUUCAUGUCAAAUUAGUUUUUUAUGUGUAAAUAGUUUUAUGUUCACCAGAUGAUGUUGCUAUUUGGCAUUAAGAUGAACAUUGUAAUGAUUAUCAAGAUAAUGGUUGGGUAAGGGAUUUUAGAUCUCUGAUUAUGUUUGAAUGACAUACUAAAAAUACAAAUAAUUUGGACUAAUACGACUUCUAGAAAACCUGUGAUAAGGUUACCAAGAUAAAUGUUGAAAUUUUGAUUUUCAAAGAUUUGGGGUCAUGUUGGUUUUUUUUACAUAACUCUAUGAAUGCUGAAAUAUUUGUCAUGUUUCAAAAUGUAAAAAGCCAUGUAUGUUUUAUUUGUUAUCAAAAGCUGUCAAAUCAAUAAAUACUAACACAUAAAUAUUGAAUGGUUCAUUAUGUUGCAUUUUACAUGUUUUAAUAUUGAUAGAAAAUGUUAAAAAACAUACAAUGAAAAUACUGUAAAUCAUGUAAUUAAUGCAUCGCCAAAGUAAUGUGAGUGACGACCCCUGGGUUAAAAUGCAAUGAAAUUAAUGUGAGUACUCUACCUUUAAACAAAGAUGCCGUCGUCUGGAUGACAACUGUUAUAAAGUCAACAUGUGCAGACUUGACGCGGUCCUCAGUGAUAAACCGUGAAUUUAGCACUAAUUUACAGUAUUUAUUACUAAAUAAUGUUUAAGUUUGUUUAAAUUUGUUUAAGCAAGGGGUACUUGCAUUUUUUCCAUUACUUUCAUGACCUAUAGUGAUUAUGUCAACGUUAUGAUGGAUUUGACAGAGAUAUUACAAUGUUAUAAUGUGUGCUACCACAGUUUGUGUUUUCAGGAGGAGUUCUUUGACGAAAAGAAUGAAAUCCGGUGUAUGAAAUUUGCUCAUACCUCAUGUUAAUCAGUGAUAUUUUCUAGAUGAUUAUUUUAUAGAAUGUUUAAUAUCGUUUUUCUAUAAUGGAGUAAAAAUUUAUAAAUAUAGCACCUUGUCUGUGAUGAGUUGCUCAGUCAGCAUACACAAAGCCCAUAGUGUAUUUUGUGGUUGAUUGCUGUAAUUCGGUUUUUGAGAUGAGAGACUGAGAAUUUUGGUGGAGGGAAGAGAAAACAAGUAUACAUCAUAUUAUAUGUUAUCAGUCAAUCAAAACAAUUAGAUUGAUUAUUUUCAGCCCUUUUUCAAACUCUGGACUCAGUUGGUCAAUAAUGAAAAGAUUAAGGCAUUACAAUGUGAAAUGAUAAUUAGAAUACCAUAUUCUACCAAAUAAACAAUCACUAAUUAUUAGCACUCCUUGUAAUGAAUAAUUUGAGGUCCACUGUAGAUAUGAUAUUAAAUGUCACUGUCACCAUCAGCAUCCUCUUCACCACCUCCCUCCCCUUGCAUUUAUUUGGUUGAAUAUGGUAUUUUUACUGUCUAGUCUUAGUGAUCUAAUGAUAUGAUUGAAUUUAAAAGUCAUGAUCAAAAGGCACUUGUCGGCAUUAGGUGCUGUUUAGAAGAAGCAUGCAUUUUUUUAAACGGAAUAGCAUUCAUUCCUCUAUUCCUAAAUGAUGAUUCAAUGCCUAAGGAAAUGAUUCUAUCUGUUAACUAAUAAGUCUGUAUUAACAAAUGAUUCUGUAUGUUAAAUCUUUAAUGUGUUAUUCUCAUCUGUGUUAACAAAUGAUUCAAUGUGUUAAAUGAUUCAAGGUGUUAUAUGAUUCAAUGUGUUAACAAAUGAUUCAAGGUGUUAACAAAUGAUUCAAGGUGUUAAAUGAUUCAAGGUGUUAUAUGAUUCAAGGUGUUAAAUGAUUCAAGGUGUUAAUUGAUUCAAGGUGUUAACAAAUAAUUCAAGGUGAUGACAAAUGAUUCUAUGUUGAUUAUUCUGUUAACAAUGAUUCUCUCAGUUUACAAAUGAUUCUCUAUGUUACCAAAUGAAUCUUUAUGUUAACAAGAUUGUAUGUCUUAACAAAUGAUUCAGCGUGUAAACAAAUGAUUCAGUGUGUUAACAAAUGGUUCUGUGUGUUAAUGAAAGUGACAAUAUUCCAUAUUCAUAAGAAAUCUCUGCCAAAAGCAGAGUCAAUUGUACAUUUCCAACUAUAUCAUAAGCAUGUGUUUAUGAAUCAGUAUUAAAUAGUGAUGAUACCAGGUGUUAGCGAAAAGGGGAGCGUAUCCUGCCCCACUGGUUGCAAAUUAUUCUCUGUGUUAACAAAUAAACUGGAAUCGUCGUGGUGCAGGUGUAUGAGAUGUUCACAAUAUGAUACAGGAAAUCUGGUUGCAUUGAUGCGACUGUCAAGUGUUCCCACAAAUAUGAAAUUUGUACUGUGUCAAAUGUUGCUAUUUGUGAAAAUUAGUGUGAAUUAAUUCUUAAAUUUUCAUCCAAAUCUUUGAAACAGAUGUGAGACUGAAAGCAUGUGUUUUUACCAAACUGUUCGCGGCAUCUGAGUACAUGAACUGUCGAUGGAUGUGAUUCACAUGAUGACGUCUGGUACAGGCAGUGGCUGCAAAGUUCAGAGUCUUUGAUGGUCAGCGUUUAGAGAGUUUGUUCCUAAUUUCUUUCUGAACAAUCUCCUCCAAGCUCCUCACCAAUAGCAGCGGUCAAGGAAGGAGCAUCGUCCCCUAAAGCUGACAUGGAUAGUUGUUGGAGUCAGCGGAGAUGUUUGGUGACAGUGUGGUAACCAAUUUUGUUUAUUUACACCAUCAUAAAAUACCUAGGCACCUUGAUGAACUGCAGAAAUAUGAUGCUACUUGUGUACUUGGGUCAAAUGCAAUCUGUAGGCAUGGAAAGUAUCGUACUUCAUUCAAGAAAACUGUACCAGGUGUAAUAUACAUCCUUCGUAGUUAGUCUCAUAACUGUUGUCCACCACAAUAAUACAGCCGAGUACACACAAAAUGAUUUGUUAAAUCUGUUGGAAGUGGUGUUGGUG